CAGCGGAAACGCUUCUUCCGACGCGACAAGGUCUAGGGCUGCUCGCCGUUUCGUCCACGCAUCUGGCGUACAUCGCCCAUUCACGUCCCCUUGAGCGCACAAUGCCUGACCUCAAAGGAAAAGUGGCCCUGAUAACUGGCGCCUCGGCCGGCAUCGGCGAAAGCACGGCUAAGCAUUUCGCCUCCCUCGGCUGUUGGCUCUCCCUGACUGGGCGGAACAAGGCUAAUCUGGAGAGAGUGGCUGAAGCUUGUUGCGCACAGGGACUUCCUAGAGACAAGGUGCUUGUCGUACCCGGUGACGUAGCAGUGGAAAAGGACGUCGCAGAUGUGGUGCAGAAAACAGCGAGGCACUUCGAAAAAAUUGAUAUCCUCGUGAACAAUGCAGCUAUUCACAUGCGAGGAUCCAUUCAAAGUACCUCAAUCGAAGACUUUAAUACAGUGUGGAGGACGAACUUCCUCGGUCCAUUCUGCUUAAUCAAGAACGCCAUGCCCUACCUGCGUCAAACUAAAGGUAGCAUCGUGAAUAUUUCUAGUAUCAAUGGGUUGACUGCGAGCCAGCGCAGCGUGGCGUACGCUGUCACCAAAGCAGCACUGGACCACCUGACGCGAUGCGCUGCACUAGAGAAUGCCCCGUACGGUGUACGUGUCAACUCAAUCAACCCAGGGUAUAUCAAGACGAUGAUUUCGAGAGCACCUACUGUCUGCGUAGAGGAGCAUAUGGAGAUGAUGGAGAAAACGAAGAGUGUUCUGCAUGCGCUAGGACGAGUGGGCGCACCGGAAGAAGUGGCCCACUGUAUCGCCUUCCUGGCAUCCGAUGGCGCCGCGUUUGUCACGGGGACCACGAUGCCCGUCGAUGGCGGCUUGCUCCUCCUGUCCAGCGUUUCGGAUUCCAAUACCAUGUUCACUAACCAGAAGACUACGUGAGAUGCCAAGAGCGUAGCCUUGCCGUGCUGUCAGAGUACACUGCGGAAACUAAGGAAGCACUGGCAACCAUUUUUCCCAAAGAAAUCCCCUGUAUCUCAAUUAACUCGAUUUUUUUAACUUGCGGGUUUUCGAGGAAGCACUUUUGUUCUGUUUAGGCCCCGUUACAGGAAAGACGGACGAAUACAGCA
Dermacentor silvarum is the source of this 1111-nucleotide messenger RNA. Its product is annotated as 3-oxoacyl-[acyl-carrier-protein] reductase FabG. The record is from RefSeq and is a predicted model, not a curated record. Gene Ontology annotation, molecular function: oxidoreductase activity. The coding region runs from base 102 to 923 and encodes 273 amino acids. The transcript is spliced from 9 exons. Lineage: Eukaryota; Metazoa; Arthropoda; Arachnida; Ixodida; Ixodidae.